Molecule: messenger RNA, 3229 nt
Organism: Camellia sinensis
Lineage: Eukaryota; Viridiplantae; Streptophyta; Magnoliopsida; Ericales; Theaceae
Source: RefSeq, a predicted model, not a curated record
UUUAAUUUGGGACUAGAAAAGCGAAACCCUCCUCCCCACUUCCGGUCCGGUGGAGACUGGACUGGUCCGUACCGAUAUAUAAUGGAUCCGAGAAGAAGACACGAAGCCUAUGACUAAGAAAGAGAGAGUUCUCUUCCAUUUUUGCCCUAAAAGUUUCUCUAUUUCUUGAAAAGCUUUGUCUCUUCUUCACUGAUCAGAAGAAGCACCAGAUUUUCUAGAGAGAGAGAGAGAGAGAUGACGGAGAUGGCAGUGAGUAGUUCGCCGGAGCUGUCGCCGGAGGAAGAGAAACUCACGAUUAGGGACAUUUCGAUGGGCGUUGAAGCCCAGACCAAAGAAGGCGAUACUUUUUAUUUAAUCACUCAAAGAUGGUGGCAAGAUUGGCUGGAGUAUGUCAACCAAAACCAGGCAACUAUUGCAAAUGAUGGAUCCUCUUCUGAGAGGCCUGAUUCAGUUGUUUUAAGCAAUUUAAAGAGGCCAUCUGCUAUUGACAAUUCUGAUUUAAUAUAUGAAGCAGCAUCAGAGGACUCCACUAUUGGUAUUGAGCUCCAUGAUACUCUAGUAGAAGGCACUGAUUACAUAUUGCUUCCACAAGAAGUUUGGAAUCAGUUAUAUGCAUGGUAUGGAGGGGGCCCUACAUUGGCUCGAAAAGUAAUCAAUUCUGGUCUAUCUCAAACAGAAUUGGCCGUGGAAGUGUAUCCCUUGCGCCUUCAGUUAUAUCUGAUGCCAAAAGGUGACAAAGCUACCAUAAGAAUUAGCAAAAAGGAAACCAUUGGAGAGCUUCACAGAAGAGCUUGUGAGAUUUUUGAUCUUAAUUCGGAGCAAGUAUGGAUUUGGGACUAUUAUGGCCGCCGAAAACAUGCCUUGAUGAAUGAUUUGGACAAAACGCUUGAUGAUGCCAACAUACAAAUGGAUCAGGAUAUUUUGGUGGAGGUUGUUGAUAACAGUCAUGCUGCAUUAGGUGGUUGCAUGAGUUCUGUUCAGGAGAAUGGAUCUGCUGACAAGGAAACAACCUUGGUUCUUGUAGAGCCUUCUAAGUCUGGCUUUUCAAUUGCAGGAGGGUUAUCUGCAAGCAAAGGCUUGUCAAGAAAUUGCAAUACGGAGUCAUCACAAUUUCAGAACGUAACAUCCCCUGGUAGAGAAUCGGACAACACUCAUGGGAUCAGUGGUGUCACUGGUGUUACCACAAGGGGGUCUUCUGGUGGUCUGACUGGAUUGUUGAAUCUUGGAAACACAUGCUUUAUGAAUAGUGCAAUACAAUGCCUUGUUCAUACACCAGAGUUUGCUAGAUAUUUUCGAGAAGAUUACCAUAAAGAAAUAAACUGGCAUAACCCUUUGGGCAUGGUGGGGGAGCUAGCUCUGGCCUUUGGUGACUUACUCCGAAAAUUGUGGGCACCUGGACGAACUCCAGUUGCUCCUCGGCCAUUUAAAGUGAAGCUUGCUCGCUUUGCACCUCAAUUUAGUGGAUACAAUCAGCAUGAUUCUCAGGAACUCCUUGCAUUUCUGUUAGACGGGCUUCACGAAGAUCUGAAUCGUGUAAAACACAAGCCUUACAUAAAAUCAAGAGAUGCAGAUGGCAGACCUGAUGAAGAAGUUGCUGAUGAAUAUUGGGCGAAUCACAUUGCUCGUAAUGAUUCCAUAAUUGUGGAUGUGUGCCAAGGCCAAUACAAGUCAACUCUGGUUUGUCCUGUUUGUAAUAAAAUCUCAGUUACAUUUGAUCCCUUCAUGUAUCUUUCCUUACCGCUCCAAUCCACCACCACUCGUACUAUGACAGUGACAGUGUUUACUUGUGAUGGAAGUGCACUACCAAGUGCUUGCACUGUAACUGUUCAAAAGCAGGGACGUUGCAGGGACUUGAUCCAAGCCAUUAGCAAUGCUUGUUCCUUAAAGCAUAAUGAGAAACUUUUGUUAGCAGAGAUAAGAGGUCAUUUGAUUCACCGGUUCUUGGAAGAUCCUUUAAUAUCGUUGUCUUCCAUAAAAGAUGAUGAUCACCUUGCUGCUUACAAGAUUCCAAAGUUUGUGAAGAAUACAAAGUUUCUUCAGUUGAUACACCGCCGGGAAGAACAGGAAACUGGUAAUGCCCAGAGCACAAUGGGUUGGAAACCAUACGGAACUCCUCUUGUUUCACCAAUCUCAUGUGAUGAAAUUAUUACAAGAGGUGAUAUACAGUCAAUGGUUCACACAAUGCUCUCUCCCAUGCUAAGAACUGAGAAUGUGGGACAUCCUGAUAUCUCUGAUACUAACACCUCACUAUCAGCUUCGGAUCCAUCUCAAACCACUAAUUCCAUUGAAGCAUGUACAGACUCCAAUGUAGCAGAUUCAACACAAAAGGAUGGUGGCAGCUCAAAAUCAGUGAACUUACCAAAACUGCCUCUGCAGUUGGUUGAUGAAAACAAUGCAUGCAUUGACCUAUCAGUUGGAGAAGAUAAAGCUGUUAAAUUGUCAUCAUCAUCAAUAUCAAUACUAGUAUUUAUUGACUGGUCAGGGAAGCUUCUGGAGAAUUAUGAUGCGCAUUACUUGGAAAACUUGCCGGAAGUGUACAAAUAUGGGCCCGUGACGAAGAAAACUCGUACUGAACCUCUAUCCUUGUACACUUGCCUCGAAGCUUUUCUCCGUGAAGAGCCAUUGGUACCUGAAGACAUGUGGCACUGUCCUCAAUGCAAUGAACGAAGGCAAGCAAGCAAGAAGCUGGAUCUCUGGAGGCUUCCUGAAGUGCUUGUUAUUCAUUUGAAGAGGUUCUCAUACAGCAGGUCAAUGAAGAACAAGCUGGAAACCUUCAUCAAUUUUCCUGUACAUGACUUUGAUUUGACAAAUUAUAUAGCCAACAAGAAAAACCCCAGGCGUCAGCUCUAUGAACUCUAUGCCUUGACCAAUCACUAUGGUGGUAUGGGAAGUGGGCACUACACUGCACAUAUCAAGCUUCUAGAUGAAAACAGGUGGUACAACUUCGAUGACAGCCACAUUUCGCCCAUAAACGAAGAAGAUGUGAAGUCAGCUGCUGCUUAUGUGCUUUUCUACAGGAGGGUGAAAACAGAUGGUGCCUCCAUUAGCAAUGGAGCACAGUCAUCUGCUGGUCACAACAUUUCUUCUCAAAAGUAGAUUCUCAGAAAGUAAAAACUUCUUGUAUGUGAUUAUGUUUUGUUUUUUUUCAAAUUUCUUUGAAAUAUUUAGCAAUACACAAGGCCUUUGGCCAUAUUGGGGCGGCUUAUUUUAUUAAAAGUUCUACAAAGGA